AGUCACUAUGAGUGCGGCUUAGGCGUAACACGCCGUCCGAAUGGCGUUCAAGUGCCCGCUGGGUUUGAUCGCGCAAAUAUUCUAUAUUCGUAUAGCAAUAAAUUUUAAAAAUGAAAGUUAUACCUACUAAAUUUUAGUGCUUUGCGAUGACUCUUUGAGUGUUAUCGGUGUAACAAAUACAUUGAAUUUAUUUGUUUUUGUAAAAAAAUGUACAAGAGCUUACAAGAAGAGGGCGGAGUUUAUAUUCGCUAUUUAUGGUCAGAAAACAUACCUUUGUAACACAAGAAGAGGGAAUCACAAGCAUCAUGGUGGCCUACUGCGUUCCUGGUGGUCAAGAGUUCAGACGGAUUUAUGUUAAAGUUCAUGGUUAUAUUGCACUUAUUAUUUGUCUACUUGGCUCCGCUGCGAACUCCGUCAACAUUGCAGUACUAAGCCGCAAAGAGAUGGUUUCAUCAACCAACUCCAUCCUUACUGCUCUAGCUGUGGCUGAUCUCUUAGUAAUGCUCGAUUACAUUCCUUUAGCGCUACAUAUCUAUACGAAUAUUGGACCAGAAUUGCAUCGAAAUUCAUACGGCUGGGCAGUAUUUGUCUAUUUUCACUCGAUUUUCAGUCAAACUUUUCAUACAAUUUCAAUCUGGCUAACAAUUACACUUGCCGUGUGGCGGUAUAUCGCUAUCAAGUUUCCACAGAAGAAUAAAAUUCUCUGUAAUAAACAAAAUACGAGCAUUGCUAUAGCUGUGGCGUAUGUCGUGUGUCCAAUAAUGUGUCUUCCUAUUUAUUUUGCUAUGAAUAUACAAGAAAUCUCUGAUAGUGGCGAUGAUAGAAAUAAAACAGUCAACGUCAAUGAGAUUACAAAUAUAUCACAGAGUUAUGAUCCAAAAUACGCAAUAUCCAUGACCAGUAACGAAAAUUUAUUGACAGCAAUAUUUUGGAUCUACAGUGUUUUCCUAAAACUUAUCCCCUGUGUCGUGUUAUCAAUUUUAAGUGUGUGUCUUAUUUUGAAAAUGAAAUCCAGUGAUCGAAGAAGGCAAAAGCUUCUAAAAAAGUCAGCGAUCUCAACAAAUGAGGGCGAGAAAAUGCGGCUCAAUGAAGAUUCUGGAGGAAAAAGAGGUGGUGGGGGCGGCGGUGGAAGAACAGAUCGAACCACACGAAUGUUGGUUGCACUGCUGGGCUUAUUUCUAGCUACAGAGUUGCCACAAGCAUUGUUUGGGCUUCUGACUGCUAUAGCGCCUCACCUAUUUCAGGAAUGCUACUAUGCCUUUGGCGAGGUGAUGGACUUAAUGGCGCUAGUGGGAUCCGCUGUCAACUUCGUAUUGUACUGUAGUAUGAGUAGACAGUUUCGCAAUACUUUUAGAAGGCUAGGCCGGAAGUUACUGCCUUUGGGACGCCAAAGUUCAGAAUUUGGCAUAGUUAGAAAAACGUAGCGUUUACAGGCAGACACGCCUACUCUUAUAACAUAUCUAUAAUUUUAUUUUCGUAUUCAAAUUAUUAGCUGCUAAUAUUAUUUAUAUAAUUAUUAUGAUUGGGGUGUUUAUAUAGAAUUCUUAUUUGGUUAGGAUGCCUGCUAUAUACUUAUAAAAAAUAUGAUAAAUGAUAUGAUAAUGAAUAUAUUAUAAACAUAAAACGAUAGAAUAAACAUAAUGUUGUUUAUUCUGUUAUUCUAAUUAUUAUUUUUAAAGUGGGGCAGUUGCUGUUCUUUUUCUUAGAGUCUAGAGACGUGAUAUUCACUUGAACCAACAUAUAUUUAAGUAAAGAAAAAUAUUAUAACAGUUACUUUCGUAAAAUAUAUUUUGUCUCUUGUAAAUGUUAUCCCGUGUUCACAGCGUGUUUAAGAGAUGACAAGAGACAUGCUAAAAUUAAUUUGAAAUACUCUUCACUCGUUUGUUCGAAACUGCUUGAUCAUUAUCGUGAAGGCUGGAUAGUUACUGAUAAAUUUUAAAAUGGAACCUUUAUUAUACAGAUACGUUUGUUAUGAAAAAAAAAACUUUUUUUUGUGAGAAUACGGUGGGAAUUCAUUUGCUGCAGUAGAGUUUAGAUCGAAGUAAUUUUCGAGCUAUGAUUGAAUGUCCUCCAGGCCGAAUUUCGGUCUGUGCGGCAAGUCUUAAUGGAAACAAGCCAUCUGUUCAGGACAGGAUUAUUAUGUAUAAGUGCGUGAGCAAGCACAAGUGCACUUUCUUUUCUUUACUCCCUCACUACGACAGUGAGGGAGUAGAGAAGAAAAGUCAGAGAUACGGCGUUGAAACACUGCCAACUUCCUGACUAGAGGCUGAUACUGAGAUUUUCUAGAAAUCGAAUCCAAAAACCCAAUGUGGCAAUCAGAUUAUAGGAUCAUAGUUCAAUAUUGCAUCUUUUGUACAAUACAAUACAAUUUUGUAAUGGUAAGUAUUAAUUUGUAGGUAUUAAAUGUAAGGAUCAUGUCAAAACUAACUAGAUACUCGAAAAUAAUAUUAGUAUGCUUUAUCACCGUAUCGAUCUUUUCAAAGUACUUGCCUUAAGCUCGCAAUAACUUUUCGUUCGACUAAAUCUCUUUAAAAAUACCUCUGACCACUUCUAUUUGGUCGUAGUAGCUUAUUCCCACGCUAAAGAAAGCACGUAAAGCCGUUGAUCCUGCGCCUGAUCUCUCUCUGGUUGUGUAGGAUUGCCAUCUCAGCAAAUUACGAGAAUGAUGGAAUAGAGAGAGCACCUGCGAUUACGAAAAUACAUGUGAACUGUAAUCCUGUUCUGUGCAGAUACUUUGUCCACAUUGAGCGGCCUGUUUCGUCCCUUGAACGAAUUACGGUCUGGAGGACAUUAUGUGACUAUUACAUGGAACAGGCCAUUGUUCAGCAAUUGGCUUUUGACAGGCUGUAAUGAAUGAUUCCUUGUAUUAUUUUAUUUUAGCAAUAAGCAACGAUGGGUAUACGUUAAUAAUAGGGCAAAAUCACAUAAUAAAAGGUCAUUAACUAAAAAAAUUACGUAUUUUAUUAAUUUGUUUUCAAAAUGUAUUUUAUAAGUGUUUCGAUAUUAUAAUCAUAAUAAGAAUUAACAACGAUUGCUGAUCACAGGAGUAUAGUAAGUGGUAUUUACAUUAGUUACCUUGUGUGAAAUUCUAGCGAAUGAAUAUAUUUAUAAACUUAUAAGACGGAUAAAUAAAUAGAAUCGAAUU
This is a messenger RNA of Parnassius mnemosyne (clouded apollo), 3145 nucleotides long. Lineage: Eukaryota; Metazoa; Arthropoda; Insecta; Lepidoptera; Papilionidae. The record is from the annotation of a GenBank genome assembly.